Polypterus senegalus (gray bichir) is the source of this 1933-nucleotide messenger RNA. Its product is annotated as achaete-scute homolog 3-like. Gene Ontology annotation, molecular function: RNA polymerase II transcription regulatory region sequence-specific DNA binding; protein dimerization activity; DNA-binding transcription factor activity, RNA polymerase II-specific. Bases 70 to 609 code for a protein of 179 amino acids. Gene Ontology annotation, biological process: regulation of transcription by RNA polymerase II; developmental process. The record is from RefSeq and is a predicted model, not a curated record. NCBI's taxonomy places the organism in Eukaryota, Metazoa, Chordata, Cladistia, Polypteriformes, Polypteridae. The transcript has 2 exons.
AGAGCAGAUGGUGCAAAAAGGUUUUACUGUUCGCAUUCUUCACCGCGUCACUUUACUGGCUGGCAGAAAAUGGAAACGGACAAUUACGGCCUUUGCACCCUGACACCCGUUCCUCUUGCCGGCGUCAAUCUUUCCCAGCCGGCACCGUCCAGUUCUUCUGGCAUUUUGCAAGCUUUUGAGAGGCCGGUGAACUACAUGGACGAGUUUUCCACGUUCCCCGUCCACGGCCAGCGCACAGAGCAUCAUUACCCCUACACAGAGUGCCUGUACGGCGACUGCUACGAAAACGCGUUUUUCUAUCCGGUGUCUGCUCCGAAUUUUGGCCAUUACGACUCCCAGCACGAACCGGCGUUCAUCCGCAAAAGAAACGAAAGGGAGAGACAGAGAGUCAAGUUCGUGAACGAAGGCUACGAGAAACUCCGGCAGCACCUGCCCCAGGAGUACGCGCAGAAGAGACUCAGCAAAGUUGAAACACUGCGGGCCGCCAUAAAGCACAUCAAACAUCUGCAGGCCUGCCUGCGCGUCGAAAGCACGGCUGCGUCCAGUAUGGGAGCAGAGAGAGCCGAUCGUACUGAGGCUGUGAUGCACGGAAGUGGACACAGGUUGUGAUGUGCUUUAAAUGAUUUCAGCGGUGGUGCACAUUGCUCAUUGUCUCCCCGUUCUUGUAGUGCGUGAGCUGACAACAGUUUUAUAAAGGGAACACACUGAAAAAAGACGUUGCAAAUAAGAGGGCUCUUUUAGGAAGAUCGCUGAGAAUGACGUCCCCAAACGCACAACGGGAGCUGCAGAGACACUGACUUCAAUGAAACGUGUGCAUUAAAUACCUUAUAGCUAAGACAUUACAACACUGUUCUGAAUCAAUUUUACAUUAUUUAUAAGUGAAAUAUUUCCCUGUAUGCGCUAUUACUAAUAUGAAAUGUUCUAAACUAAUUAUAUUUAUGUGCAUAAUUUCUUACUUCAACAACUCAUUUUCGCAAUAAGUCUGCACUUUUUUCCAUCCAUCCCUUUAAUCCCCCUCAACCCUCACCUUUCCCAGUACAUGAUGGCGGAAACACGGCACAUAUUCCAAAGUAGGAGCCAACCCAGGUUAGGACGCCGGGACAACGUUUAAGAGUGAGUGACAAUCUUAGAUAGAACAAUAGAAAGACGAGAGGCUAAAGAUGCAGUCUCAGGUAUACAGUAGGGGUUUAUUAAAUAAAGGGGUCAGAUGGACAGCGCUUACCUCUCUGUCUGACUUCCUUUCUGUCAAAAGCAUGAGUCAUGGUGAACAGCGCUUAAAAAAUUCAGGUCCUCUACGCGAUAUUAUUUUUGGGUAUCUGUGAACACAACGGGGUUUUUGGUCCUGCAGUGACUGGACAAGUUUUCUUAUAGGUUUCUCCAUUCGAGCUUAGUCUCUACUGUUUAACUUGAUUCUUUUUAAUGAAAUGGCUUGCCUUAAUUCCUAUUUCCGCAGUUUCAGUAAUGAGCAGCAACGUCCGUUUUUAUUUCUCCGUAAGAUACGGAAAGCAUCGCACCAUUUUCUUCUGUUCUGCAUUUUUUCGUUUUUAAACUUCACUGUUGACGUUCACGAUGCUUAUUAUAUAUAUUUUUUCCCAAAAAAGUUAAAUAUACGUUGAUAUAAUAGUCUAUUUUUAGGUUAUAUAGCACGAUGUUAGGUUAUGUGGCACGAGCAGGGAAGUCCAAAGAGGUCACAAGCCCAAGCUGUGUAAGGCACUGGUUAGACCUCAUCUAGAGUCCUGUGUGCAAUUUUGGUCUCCGAGCUACAAAAAAGACAUAGCAGUGCUAGAAAAACCAGGCUGAUUCCAGGCUUUCAGGGAAUGAAUCAUGAGGAAAGAUUCAAAUAGCUGCCCCUUUUUAUAAAUUUAAGCAAAAUGAGAUUAAAAGAAGACAAGACAGAAGCGUUGAAAAGUAUGAAGGGAAUUAUUACAGUUUA